CCUCUCUGUUCUUCCCUCGGGUAAUCGUCGAUUCCCAGAUCGCCGGGUGUUGUUCCUCUUGUUCUUUCCAUUGAUCGAGAGAAGAAUGAUGAAUCGAUUCGAAAUGGUAAUCAUAUAUCGAUCGUUGUGGAGAUUCGACCUUUCAGAUUUUAAAGAUGAUUGAAGUCUGAUUGGGUCUUUUACGUUGGAGAAGAAUGGUGCUAGUUCUAGCAAUCGGUGACCUCCACAUCCCUCACCGGGCGCCGGAUCUGCCCGCCAAAUUUAAGCAAAUGCUUGUGCCUGGGAAGAUUCAACACAUCUUGUGUGUUGGAAAUCUGUGCAUUGAGGAUGUGCAUGAUUACUUGAAAAGCCUUUGUCCUGACCUGCAUUUUGCUCGAGGUGAAUAUGAUGAGGAUGCUCGUUAUCCAGAAAGAAAGACUCACGAUUGGUCAAUUCAAGCUUGGGCUUUGCCAUGGCCAUCAGAUCAUCCCAUAGAGUGACUUGGAUUCGUUAGCCAUGUUUCAGAGACAACUGGAUGUAGAUAUCCUUGUGACCGGACACACUCGCCAGUUCAAGGCUUACAAGCACGAGGGUGGUGUUGUGAUAAACCCUGGCUCGGCAACUGGAGCUCAUGCCAGCAUAACCUAUGAUGCGAACCCCAGAUUUGUACUGCUGGACAUUGAUGGCCUUCGUGUUUUGAUCUACAUUUAUGAGCUUGUCGAUGGCCAGGUGAAGGUCGACAAGAUUGCAACUACUCUGCCUGCUCUUUGAUCCUCUGUAAAUUGACAACCUCCGUACUCUGAUUUUGUUGCUUGAUUGAGCUGAACCUUAAAUCUGCAUCUGGACGACAUCUAAUUGUUUUGAGAAUUCUCCAUUCCUUGUCAAGCCUAAUCUGUCUGCAUCACACGUUUACUCGUCAGGAUGCUAAAUGUUGGUUCUUGGAGCCACCUCAGAUCUCUCCUGCUGUGUAUUCGAGGUAACAUGUUUCUGAUGGUUUUCCACUCACUCUGAACAUUUUGCAUCUAUCUGCUGCUAUCCCAUUUGUAUGAUAUAGCUGCCUUCCUGUUCUGCAUUCUUAAUGUAAAGGUAUCAGCCUCAAAUCUUACUUCUUUUGAUUAGGGUAGGUUAGCAUUCUGUGAAACAUGAACAGGCUAGGAUCAGUCGAUCAGCUGCACAGGGCGAUUGAGGGGACAGGGAAACCCGCUCAGAUUCAUGUGUGCCCCACGACAGAAAGUUGCCACGUGUCUUGUUUGCCCAAAUGUAGGCCACCACUCUUGUCCCUUCCGUGCGAGGAUCAGCUAUACUGAUUGGAGCAGGGAACUAGGAAAUCGGGUCAUUUGGGCCAAACCAAAUGAACCCCACCUGACUUGUGCACCGCGUGAGGAUCGGUUGUGUCGGGUUGACACGGGAGACGGGAAAGAUGAUACGGUCCACCUCAUCCUUCACUCCUCGUCUCCUAUAUAUUUGUACUGGCCCGUUCUUUCCCGGGCGAACCCAUCUCAAAUUCCCAGAGGGAAGAGAGAAGGGAUCAGAGACGGCGAAAGGGGAUCUGGAUGAGGUGGCGAACACUGGCGUUCUCGGAGCCGGACGGGUCUCCGAUCUGAUCUCCCCCAACAAGAAGGUCGGAUCUCGGAUCACUGUUCUUUAGUUCACUUGGAUUUUGAGCAGAAUUGCUUUGGUUCGCUCUUUGUGGGAUUCGAUUCUGAUGAGUUUUACCUCGUCCUGGUCGUUUUGUUCUUCUACGAGUUCGUCAAACGAUUUCCAUCUCAUCUGGUUCCAGUGUAUCAUCUUCCAAAUUUUCGUCUUCUAUUUUUUCUUUUCCCCUCUCGAUCUUACUCCCGAUCUCCCCUUUUUUUAAUUAUAGGAAUCAAUUAUUUUCAUUUUUAUUUGAAAACGUAAUUCUAUUUUUCAAUCAUGUUAUCAACUUCGUUUUUUAAAUAUUCGAAUGGCGCUAUUCGUCUCUCCCCCUUCAAACUUAAAAGACGGUAAUCAGGUCAUUUCAAAUCUUAGAAGCGGCAUAUCAUCUUAUGAAAUCCAUUUCAAAAGCGUAUUAUGGUCAAUUUCAUUUUGAGAGGUAAGCUGAACCGAUGGAGCCGCAUCGGGUGGGCGGUGGGGAGAUCAGCGGCGGCGAUCGGACGGUCAGCAUCGACGCAUCAGGAUCAUGGAAUGAGCUGUCGUCGAUCCGACGGCGGAGGCUCUCCUCCCCCUCGCCGAGCGCCUUCCUCACCCCCGCCUUCGACGCCUGCGCCACCGCCACCCUCAGCUCCUCCGGCAUCGGCGGCGGCGCCGACAGCUCCCUCGACUUCGACCCCUCCCUGCUCCGCUACACCCGCUUCCGGCCUCAUCUCUCCCCUUCCGACUCAUCCGAUCUCAGGUCGACGUCGACGAGGCGGCGCCUCCUCCAACUCCGAUCCUCCCUGAGCUCGUUUCCGUCUUCCUCGGCGGAGGGGGGCUGCUGCUUCGUCUCGCCGCUCUCCCCCAUCGACAACCUCCCGACGGGGAGGUCGCUUCCGGUGCACAUGACGCCGCUCACGAUGCAGGUGGGGGAGGACGUGGUGGUGAUGGACGGGGUGCUGGUUAGCGACGCCGAGACUACCAGCCGGCGGAGUCUACACAGGACGGAGGCCUGCCGCGCCUGGGACGAGAACGGGAUCUGCCGCUACGGUUCCAAAUGCCAGUUUGCUCAUGGGAAGGAGGAGCUGCGCGGUGGUCGCCGCUCUGUGAAACAAGCAUCUGAGGUACCAGCUAUGCGUUCCGGCCGAAGCCGAACCCAGUUCGGCUCUAUUCUUCCAUCUGCAGCAUCGAGUUAUGCUGUGUUCGGCUCUCUUCUUCCAUCUGCAGCAUCGAGUUAUGCUGUCUAUGAUGCUGCUGCUGGAGUAACCACGAGAAAUGUUGCUCCACCUGCUGCCAUGAACAAUCACUUGACAGCGGACGCAGACUACCAGCGGCUGAUCAUUCCGGCCCCGAACCAAGCAUCUCCUGCUGCAUCAGUCGGAGCUAUGACCGCUCCCUCGACUGCGGAGGCUGACAGCAAGCAGCAAACAACUCCUCUUUCUUCUCCACAAUCAACAGAGCCGUCGUUUCAAUGGCCCAUGACAGAAGCGGAGGAUGAUCAGAUAUCUCGGAUCCUGUAUGGCCCCAGCCAGCGCCGGAGGCUCCCAGUCUUCACUCAGUUCUGCCCAGAGUGAGUUCCACUGCGACCACCAUCUCCUUACUGCUGCUAUUCCUCUUUACAAAUCCUUCAUGGGCCCUCUUAUUCUUGCAUACUAUUGGCACAUUUCACCACUCGACACUAAAGGUAGCUUUACAUCAAGGUCUAAUACAAACACAAAAUUUUCAGCUGAGUUUGACAAAAUUUCUCUAGACGAUGCCAAACCAAGUUGACUAUGGCAGAGCCAUUCCAUGCAUUUGUACAUUCUUUGAUCUUGUUUUGGUCUGGUCACUGCUAUUGAUGAGUUUGGAGCAUCCAUCACCUCACCUCCAAAAAUAAAGCAUGAGCACAUAGAUAUGGCCAUUGAACUCUAAAACCCUAAAUCGAUGGCCAUGGAACUCUGCAAUGCAUGAGGAAAUGUCUUCAUCUCAAUCUCAGCCAAGUAUUAGAAAUAAGUUGAGAUCAACAAAUUCGUUUAAUGUACAUGUAGCAAAACUUGCAGACUAUCAUCUAAAACAGAAACAUCCAAAGUUGCAUGCAUGUCCCUGUGCUG
Molecule: messenger RNA, 3683 nt
Organism: Musa acuminata AAA Group (dessert banana)
Lineage: Eukaryota; Viridiplantae; Streptophyta; Magnoliopsida; Zingiberales; Musaceae
Exons: 6
Coding region: 2067-3167 (366 amino acids)
Molecular function (GO): mRNA binding; metal ion binding
Source: RefSeq, a predicted model, not a curated record